Nymphalis io (European peacock) is the source of this 7262-nucleotide messenger RNA. RefSeq lists its product as uncharacterized. NCBI's taxonomy places the organism in Eukaryota, Metazoa, Arthropoda, Insecta, Lepidoptera, Nymphalidae. Gene Ontology annotation, cellular component: nucleus. The record is from RefSeq and is a predicted model, not a curated record. The coding region runs from base 470 to 5953 and encodes 1827 amino acids. Gene Ontology annotation, molecular function: RNA polymerase II cis-regulatory region sequence-specific DNA binding; DNA-binding transcription factor activity, RNA polymerase II-specific; zinc ion binding. The transcript has 6 exons. Gene Ontology annotation, biological process: regulation of transcription by RNA polymerase II.
GAGAUCGCGGGCAGAGGGGAGGUAGCUUACAGCCGAACGGAACGAAACGAUACGAACCAACGACAAAGUACAACUAAAAACAGUUGAACAGUCAGCCGCGGCGUGGUAACGUGCGUCGCUCGUUGGAAUGUGCGUUUGUCAGAAAUACAUUCACGGUUCAUAGAUAAAAUAGGAAAUUACGUACAAACCAAUAAUUAUCAUACGCAAAAAAGAGAGUGGUAUUCUUCUGCCGAAGUGUAAGUGACACAAGUGUGACGAUACAAAAGGUGUAUGUAAGUGUGUGUGUCGUGGCGUGGAUCGUCGCGCAAUUAUUAACGAUGAUUCACUUGCGCGCGGGUGAAAUGCAGCCUAUCGGACUUGUUGACAUAUGUUCAGAAGGAGUAAACAAAUGAUAUCAAGAAUACUCCCAAUAUAAUGGUGGAUUGAUUUAUUGUCCCGCGGCUGGUAAGGUAUAAUAGUCGCGUAAAAGAUGCCGCUGACACAGGAAAAACGUUUGGAUAAUGACUUUUCCAAUAACAAUGAUCACAGUUAUCUUCAUAAAAAGUUUAAAAAAAUGGCAUCAACAUUGUCGAUGAUACCAUCUAAUUCAAUCAAAGGCGAAGAUAAUGGGCAAAAAGAAACGAAACAUGUACAUGCCACUUGCAGUUCUACUAUAACAAAUGGAAGUAUUGCAGCAGCUCACCCAGAAAUAGAAAAAAUCAAAGAUAAAUACGAUAAACAAGGCUUGGAAGCGGAAAAAAAUGUACAAACUAAUUAUAACGAUGAAAAUUUUAGGUUAAGUGAUGUAAAUAGUUUUGUUCAAAUAUCUGGUAAGACCAGUUUUUCUGAAGAAUUUUUAAAUAAGACUGAAAAUCUUGAAAAUGAUUUUAUUAAAGAAACUUACAGUGGAGGUUCUGGGCGAUAUGUAUGCCCUUACUGUAAAUUAUCAUGUGCCAAGCCUUCAGUUCUACAAAAACAUAUCAGAGCUCAUACUAAUGAGAGACCGUAUCCCUGUAUACCUUGUGGAUUUGCUUUUAAGACAAAGUCAAAUUUGUACAAACACCGAAGAUCAAGAACACAUGCUUUAAGAUUACAAGGAGCAGACGUUUCUGCUACUAUUAACGAAGAAGACUUAUCUGGUGGUUCAGAGAGUGAUACGUCAAUGCCACCUACUUCAAUAUCAGACACUGGUUCUGAUACUCCUAUAAUACGCUUAGAAAAUAAUAGACCGAAUGAGUUCUCUUCCCCUGAAUUAACAUAUGAUUCGAUGAACACAGUUUCGUCUUUAAAUGAUAGUAAAAAAUCAAAAACAAUUUAUAAACCCAAGUUCAGAGCAGCUUUUUAUCAGAGUAAUGAUGAAAGAGAUAAGAUAAAAAAGACUAUUUCACAAAAUGCUGAUUUUCUUACGGAACAUAUCUCUAAAAUAAUAUCAGAUAAUGAAGCCAUAGUUGAUGUUAUUGAAACCCCUUUACAAAAAAAGUAUGGUAAAAUUAAGCAAAUUGCAGAAAGCAAACAAUUUAUAAAUGAUUUAGAGGUAAAAUCUGAAGCGACACCUUUGAAUUUAACGAAAAAUAUUUAUGAAUCAGACAACUUGGUAAGAAAAAGAUCACAUUCAGAAAGUUUUGCUCAGAUGGUCGAAGAACAAAAACAUCCUUUAAACCCUGAGGGCUCUAUAAUAAAGGAUCUUCUACUUAAAACUAAAGCAAAUGGACUUAACGCUCCAAGCGAUUUAAAUGAUGCUCUAGGACCUCUAUACGUUUGUCCUUUAUGUCAAAUCGUAUAUAGAAGUGCUGAUAAUUUAGAUAUUCAUAGGUUGUAUUAUUGUAAAGGUAACGUGACUAAUAAUUCCACCUUAAUCAGUAAUACUCAAAAAGAUAUAAAAUGUGUGAGACCCGAAAAUAUUUUUGUUAGAAGUAAUUCCAUCAAUGUUCGAUUGCCCGAAAAUUCAAUGACUUCCAGAAUAGCUAUAUCUACAAAGUCACCUCCAUUAAAAAGUAAACCAGAUAAUCUUAUAAUUCUAAAGCCAGAGUGCAACGACAUUGUCGCUCCUUUACCAUCUCCAGGACCACUACUUGGUAACACGAGACUUGUGGAUACCCGAAUUCCAUCAGAGUUCAACAGAAAGACUGAAAGUUUAAGAAUAAAAUCCAAAGAACCUAGCCCAAAACGACGGCUUGAUAGCAGAACGGAUACAUAUAGUCCAAGACCGCUUGAUAGCAUGUCACCACGCUCUGGUGACCUAUAUACUCAAUCAAAAAUAAGAUGCUUGGAAAUUAAUACAUCUUCCUUAAGAUCGAUGGAAGAAAUUUCCCCGCAUAUACGAAAUAACUCUACAUCACUGCAAAUGUUUGGAGGUGAAGUAAAAAUUCUCGAUCACUCUGGCAGCACGACCACUUUACGCAUUGAACCGAGUAAAACACAAUUAUCUCCAAUUUUAAUUCAUCAAAAUAUUUCACCUUCAAAAUAUGGUAACGAUUCCGAAGCAAGCAGCGUUGUAGUAAGAUCGGGUCUUCAUUCUGGUGGUACGAUAGUACAUAAUCCUCCAACACCAAAAGAAGCAAUAAGCACACCUCAAAGCCAAACUCCUAGAAUUUCUACGCCCAAUACUCAAAAUGGCAACUUGAUCAAUAUUCAUGAUAUAAGCCAUUUUCAAUUUCCACCACUUAGUGCCAUUACGGCAUAUAAUCCGUUAACUUUACCUCCUUUGAGUCCGUCAUCAUCACCAAAUGGAGCAACGACUAUAUUACACGGUGGGAAAUUGAUACCGCAUGUACCAGGAAUACCUGGACCCACUACACCAGGUUUAUUUGUCGGAAAUUCAAACUCACAAUUAAAAAACAACGAAAAUUCGAAAAAUAUCUUAAAAGGCACAUCAGAAAAUUCUCAAGAUAUUUUGCCUUUCAACAUGUCAAGCGGAAAAGGAAUUACGAUAUUAAAUUACGAUAAGGUACUCAGAAGUCCGAAUUUUAGAACUUCUCAAGCAGAAACAGAAAAAUUUAACCAGAAUAAAGAUAACUUUAACACAGAACUACAAAAUAUACCAAUAAUAAAAAUUAAACACGCUGAGGAACCUAUUAUCACAAAAUCUUUUUCAUUCAAUAAUAAUAUUAGAGCCACUGCCAUACGUACCGAUGUAGCUAUAAAAAGACACGCAGAUGGUCUUCCGAAAAUUGCCGUUUUGAGAGAAAAUGAAAAUUAUUUAUUUAAUAAAUGUAAAACCACACCCAAGAAUGUCGAUAUUAAAUUAGAGAAUGAAAUAAAAAGCUAUAAUUUCGAGAAUUUAAUAACCAAGGCAGAAAUUUAUAAUAAUCAAAUCCAAAGCUCAUCAGAAGUGCAAAAAAAUUGCAAUGCUCAAGAAACCUCAUUAAUUUCUAAUCAAAAUGAAAGAUCAGAAACAUCUUAUUUUCAAAAAAAUGUUGCAGUUAAGACUAUUUCAGAAGAAAGAAAGCCCAAGUUUUUAAGACCGUCCACUCUGCCGUUAAAACCGGGAACAUUUACCCCGAAGAGGCAUCACGGAAUAACUCCAAAUGCCAACACGAUGCCAUUAGUAUCUCCGGAAACACCUCGUCCAGCUAAAGCUUAUGGGCAACUCUAUUUAAACGGCAAUGCAUAUACAUACUUAGGUCUCAAGUGCUCCACAAAAGUCUUUUACUGUACUAUCAAUCGCCCACAGCCGACAUAUGUACCAAAUCAACAUUUUCUGUCCAUGUAUAGUAAUUGGCAGUUAUUAUCUGAGCUGACGCCAGACCCGCUGGGACUGUCAGCAUCGUCUGCUAUGUCUUUAUAUGACUCACGUCAUCGACCGCAAAACGUGGCCGUCGCUGUGAUUAAACAGGAUCUCAUAUUGACUCAUUCAUCGCAAUGGAAUAAGAAUUCGAAGGACAGCAAACAGACCAUACAUCUUUUAGACACGAAAAAAUCAGAAGAACUCAAAAAUUUAUCAGAUAAUACAUCGACACCUAAAAAGGAACUUGCUGGAGGGUUUGAGAGUAACGAAGAAUACACAUACGUACGCGGCCGUGGUCGGGGACGAUACGUUUGUUCAGAAUGUGGAAUUCGAUGCAAGAAACCCUCUAUGUUAAAGAAACAUAUACGAACACAUACUGAUGUACGGCCCUACACAUGCAUACAUUGCGUAUUCAGUUUUAAAACCAAAGGAAAUUUGACAAAGCAUAUGAAAAGUAAAGCACAUUAUAAAAAAUGUUGCGAAUUAGGCAUAAAUCCAAACGAAGGAACUGACAUUGAAGGUGUUGAAAUGUCUCAAGGUUCAGGCGAAACUGAUGAUGACACCGAUUCGGAAGGCGACGAGGGUAACGAAGGCGAAACGGAAUCGAGUGAUACAGAAAUUUACAAGUCUCGUUUACCAGAACAUGAGGCCGCCCAUUGUCUUUUGUCCUUGGGUAGUAGUAGACCAGCUACAUCAGCUACUCCUGGUCUAAUAACUAGUGCUAGACCUUCGACAUAUCCUUAUACGCCCAUCCUAAUGGAUAAUUCUUUAAUUGAAAGCUCUGCGGAAAAAGUACAAGUUGUUGGUACACCUACUUUUGAUUCAAGAAUAGAUACGGACAAUGAGCCAAUGGAUCUGAGUAAGAGCGAAUUAAAAACUCCUACAAAUAUGCCAGAGAUACCAACUGCAAGAGAAUCUAGUGUUUUAGCAUCAUUGGCUUCAAAUACAGCUAAACUGCCUCAACAUCAAAGUCAAUGGGCUAAUGGUGAGCCAAUGUUACACACAUAUUUAACAGAGCGAGCCUUGUUGGACACAAAAAUAAAACAAAGUCAGUUAACAUGCAAUCCUAAAAUCAAAAAAAUGGAGCUAGAAAAUUCCAUGUUUACCGAAAAUGACUCUGUGGAGAGUCAUAAAAAUGUUCAUUUAUUAAAUAACUCUCCAAAUGUUAAUUCCAAUUUGACAAAUGGAAAAGAAAUACCAAAUUCUAAUGCCAGUGAAAAUUCUCAAAACACUGUUCCUAUUAACAGUGAAAUAAGAGCGCGUACACCAAGUACCAAUUCUGAAAAUGCUAAACACGUAGUAUCAGAAUAUUUAAAACAUGCCCGAAUCAAUAUGAUGAAAACUCUUGAUGAUUCCAUUCAGAAUCAUCCAGAUUUAUCAAGUGAUGAAAGUAAUAGUGGAAAAAUAAGUAUAGAAGAAAAAUGUAAGGUGGACGACAUAAUAGAAGGUGAAGGAAUAAAAUUAGCACCUUCAGAAUAUGAUUCUGUGGCGUCUAAAGUAGUUAUUGGGGUCGGAGGAGUAGCUUUCAAAGUUACGAAAGGAAAAGACUUUGAAGGAACAUCUUCCUACUCACCGGGGAAACUGAUGGAGGAUGGUCGAAGAGUUUGCGACUUUUGCAAUAAAACUUUCACUAAACCAUCCCAGUUACGACUGCACCUCAAUAUACAUUACAUGGAAAGACCAUUUAGGUGUAGUGUAUGUGCUGUUAGUUUUCGAACAAGGGGACAUCUCCAAAAGCAUGAGCGAUCAGGUUCUCAUCACAAUAAAGUUUCAAUGACGUCGACAUUCGGCGCAGCGACAUCUUUUAACCCACGACCGUUUCGUUGUUCCGAUUGCAAUAUAGCUUUUCGAAUACAUGGACAUUUAGCAAAGCAUCUUAGAAGCAAGAUGCAUGUAAUGAGGCUUGAGUGUUUAUUCAAAUUACCUUUCGGUACCUUUACCGAAAUCGAACGAGCUGGCCUAAGUUUGACAGAUAUUGAUACGACCGAUUGUGCAAGUUCACUGGCCAGCCUACAAUCGCUAGCGAGGAAGUUGCACGAAAAGGAUCCGUCGAAGCUAGAGUAUCGUGAGCCAAACGGUUCGAUCGUAGUCCCACCACUGACGGGCAGGGAGUCUUCCGAAGACGAAGACGCUGUGAUAUCGGAAAAGACGUGUGACAAUGUGCGAGAUAGUGAUAUAAAAACUAUUGAAAAUAGUGAUGGUCAGGACAUAGAAACACAAGUUAAUUAUAGUGCCACAGAUAAUUAGUGCCAAAAUUAAACUAAGUAGAAUAUUUUAUGUGCAAUUUUGUUUUUAUUUUUAAGUUAAGAUGUAAUUAUUCAUACUGGGGUUUAACUCAGAAGUGUGUGAAAACAAAAUGAUGCGCUUUAAUUAUAUACAUAUUUGUAUUUUAUGUUACAUAUAGUUUUGGAGAGUAUCAUGUAAAUAUCUCAAAUUGAAGUAAUUUUAAUAAUGUUAUAUUUGCUUCCAGUAUAAGGCUUACAUAUUGUUACUUAUAGCUCUAUUUAGGGUGACAUGAGGAUAUUUGUUAAAUAACUUUCUUGAAUUUGAGGCAAGAAACAGGUUAUGACUUUCAUUCAGGUUUUUCAAAACUUCUAGUAAUGUGGUCCAUUUAAGAUAAACUAUGCUUAAAAUAUCAAUGAAACAUAUUACAUUUUAAAAAGUGUAGUACUAUAGUUAUUACUCUUUUGUAUGUAUUUUUAUAAAAUAUAUACCUGUAUUUACACUGAACAACUACUUCCAAAAUCCAUUAAAGUAUCUUUUAAUGUAAUUGGCAUAUCAACUUCCACAAACGAAAUUUAGAUAAAGAUAUUUGAAGAGUCUUCCAUAUCGAAAAAAUAGUACUUGUGCUAGAUAUUUGUUUUAUACUAGUUACUCUUCAUAUGGGUGAAUAUUUGACUUAUGUAUUUUUAUUCAUAAAAAACUAGUUCCACAUCAGGAAUCAAGCCAUGUCUGGUCGCACAUUGUUGUUGUUGGCUUGAUAGCUAUUCAACAAACUGUUUAUACCGUAGGAAAGUUACAUAGAAUUUUAAUAGUCAACAGAUUUACAUAACCGUACUGGUGUUUAUAGAAAACUAAAAAUUUUAUUCUUGUUGCCAACUAAUGUUCCAUGUGUGACCUGACCAAUGUAAUACUAUAUAAUUAAUAAGGCCUAAAGUUCUUUUGUUGCAUCUUUAUUACAAAAGGAUGGAUUAGAUUGUAAUUAAAAUAUUAAUAACAGAGAUGAAAUAUUUUUGUAAUAGUAUUCGUUAAUUUAACCUAUACUGAUUAAAAAAAGACAAUCUGUGUCUAUUUUACAAUAUUAAUAUGUAUGUUUAUAUAAUAUUAAUUAUAAAUCUUCUAGUUUUUGGUUAUAAAGUCAGUCUUUUUACAAUAAUUUGUCAUUUUCACUCUUAAAAUAAUAUAUUCCUGCUUUUGGGUACAUAGUUAUUUUAUGAUUGUUUUAAUUUGAUUUGUAUACACAAAUUCAAACUUUUAUCUAUACAAUUUUAACUUAAGAGUAAAUUGGAAUUCCUAAUUCAGUUUAUAUGAUACACUCUAAUUGUAUACAACUGAU